UGCGAGGCGGCAGCGGGGAGCAGAAAAUAAGGGACAGAAGUUAUUUCUCCAAGCUAAACCUAAGUCUUGCACUCGUUUCUUCUUCUUCUUUUUUUUAAACAUUGCGUGGUUAACUAGUUCUUUUCUUCUUAUCCUCGAAAUCCCAUCUUUUCCACAAAAUGACCGGUGGCCCACUGACAGGGUUACUGGUUGCGCUGUGCGUAAGCAGCGCGGUCCACGGCUUGCCAAAGAAGAGCAAAAGACAAAGUGGCCAGUAUCAGGUGUAUCCUGACCUCCACGACGCUGCGGCCGUUACACCAGUCGGCUGUGAAGAAAACGGUCGAUCGUUCAGACCGAACGAGCAGUGGGAGAAACCCUACCGUGGUAGUACACUGGUGUGCACCUGCAAUGGAGCAGCAGGCAUCAAAUGUAAAACUAAGCCUGAAGUGGAGGAGUCCUGUUAUGAUAAGUACAAUGACCGGACAUACCGGGUCGGUGAAACCUACGAAAGACCAAAGGACGGCAUGAUAUGGGACUGCACCUGCAUCGGUUCUGGUCGAGGCAAGAUCAGCUGUACCAUUGCAAAUCGUUGCCAUGAAGGCGGGAGUUCAUAUAAAAUCGGGGACACUUGGCAGAGGCCUCAUGACAGAGCUGACUACAUGCUGGAGUGCGUGUGUCUUGGGAAUGGCAAGGGAGAGUGGACCUGCAAACCACUGGCCGAGCGAUGCUACGACAGCAGCGUUGCAUCGUCGUACCUCGUGGGGGAGACCUGGGAGAAACCGUACCAAGACUGGAUGAUGCUGGACUGCACCUGUCUGGGAGAGGGAAAUGGCCGCAUCACGUGCACCUCACGGAAUCGUUGCAAUGACCAGGACACCAGGAAGUCGUACCGCAUCGGAGACACAUGGCACAAGAAGGACACAAGCGGGCACAUCCUGCAGUGCCAGUGCUUAGGAAAUGGCCGUGGAGAGUGGAAGUGCGAGAGGCACAACGCAGGCCGAACCACAGGCACUGUUGUGGUGACCCCCACCCACUCUCGGCAGGAGCUCGAGCCCCCCGCCGAGGGGACGUGCCGCACAGAUUCUGGAGCCACCUUCUACGACGGACAGCGCUGGUUCAGGAGCCAGGGCAGCAAGCAGAUGCUCUGCACCUGUCUGGGCAACGGGGUCAGCUGUCAGGAGUCGGAGACCAGGAACCAGGUAUACGGCGGCAACUCUAACGGCCAGCCUUGUGCCUUCCCGUUUGUCUUCAUGGGAAAGACCUACUACUCCUGCACCUCAGAUGGACGCACAGAUGGGCAGCUCUGGUGCUCUACCACUUCAGAGUACGAGAAAGACCAGCAGUACUCUUUCUGUACCGAGAAGAAUGCUAUUGUGGCAACACGAGGUGGGAACUCCAACGGGGCCCUGUGCCACUUCCCCUUCCUCUACAGUGGCCGCAACUACACCGACUGCACCGCCGAUGGCCGCCGUGAUGGCAUGAGGUGGUGCGGUACCACCCACGACUACGACACAGAGCAGCGCUUUGGAUUCUGCCCCAUGGCUGCCCACGAAGAGGUGUGUACCACCAACGAUGGAGCCAUGCACCGUAUAGGCGACAAGUGGGACAAACGCCAUGAUGUCAUGGGUCACAUGAUGGAGUGCACAUGCCUGGGCAACGGCCGUGGGGAGUGGAGCUGUGUCGCUUACUCACAGCUGCGAGAUCAGUGCAUUGUUGAUGGGUUGAAUUACGAAGUAAACCAGGAAUUCUUCAAGCGCCACGAUGAGGGCUACAUGAUGAACUGCACCUGCUAUGGACAGGGACGUGGACGCUGGAAGUGUGACGCUAUUGAUCAGUGUCAGGAGCCACAAACCAGGGCGUUCUACCAGAUUGGAGAGACGUGGGACAAAGCCAUCCAUGGCAUCCACUAUCGCUGUUAUUGCUAUGGCAACGGGAUUGGAGAGAUGAGAUGUGAACCUCAGCAGACCUACCAAGACGGCCACAGACCUGUCCAGGUGAUCAUCACAGAGGCGGGGAAACAGCCAGACUCCCACCCCAUUCAGUGGAACCCGCCUUCGUCUGUCCACAUCACCCAGUACAUCCUUAAAUGGAGAGUUAAAAAUGCCCGCGCACCCUGGAGGGAGGUCAGUGUCCCCGGACACCUCAACUCCUACACCAUCAGUGGUCUGCGUCCCGGCGUCACCUACGAGGGUCAGCUGAUCAGCAUCCUGCGCUACGGACGCCGCGAGGUCACGCGCUUCGAUUUCACCACUACCCAUGGUUCUUUGGAAACAUCGGAGGGAGAGACGACCCAGCCCGCUCCAGUGGUGGACACGUCUGAGUCGGUGACAGAAAUCACCUCAAACAGCUUUGUCGUGUCCUGGACAUCAGCCUCGUCCACCAUCUCCGGCUUCAGGGUGGAGUACGAGCUCAGUGAGAAUGGGGCCAAGCCGAAGGUCCUGGAUAUUCCUCGCACAGCCAACUCUGUCACCAUCACUGACCUCCUGCCCGGACGCAGAUACAACGUCAACGUCUACGAGCUUCCAGAUCAGGGACAGCCAAACCUCAUUCUGACUACCUCCCAGACUACAGCUCCUGACACCCCUGCUCAGCAUGCAGUCGAUGAGGUGGGAGAGACCUCCAUCCGGAUCAGCUGGUCCAGGCCUCAGGCUCCUAUCACUGGUUACCGUGUGGUGUACACGCCGUCAGUGGAAGGCAGCAGCACUGAGCUGACCCUGCCAGACUCUGAGACCUCAGUGAACCUGGUGGACCUUCGCCCUGGUCUUCUUUACAACAUCAGCAUCUACGCUGUGGAGGAGGACCAAGAGAGCGAGCCUGUUUUUGUACAGGUCAACACAGCUGGAUCUCCUCUGCCAGAGGAGGUCCCGGCUCCCACAGACCUGCAGUUCUAUGAGGUCUCAGAUGUAAAGAUCAGCAUCACCUGGACCGGUCCACCCAGCGAGGUGACCGGUUACAGGGUGACUUUCUCCCCUCUUGGUCCUGACGGCACCGAGAUAAGACCCCUGCCGCUGCCCAUCUCACCCAACGCAUAUGCUGAUAUCACUCACUUGCAGCCAGGCACACUGUACCGCUUCUACAUCUACGCCAUCAAUGGUGGAGUGGAGAGUGAGCCGCUUGUAGGAGAAAAGUCUACCAAACCUGACGCGCCCACCGAUGUGCAUUUCACUGACGUCGGCCACGACAGCGCAUUGGUCAUCUGGGAGGCUCCUCGUGCCAUCGUCUCUGGCUACCGUCUCUUCCUGAGCACCGGGGGCUCCAGCCCCAUUGAGAAGAGGAUCCCAGGCAGGGUCACCCAGUACCCGUUGAAGAACUUGCGUCCCGACACGCAGUACACAGCCACACUCCACUCAGAGCUGGACAAUGAGCUCAGCGAAGGCGUCACUACUUUUUUUACCACCAAUCCUCAGAUGGGAAAUGCUCCUCCUUUCAGCACUGAAAUCACUGACACCUCCAUUAUCAUCACCUGGAUACCUGUCCGCAGGUUCAGCUACAAGCUGUCCGUGCUUCCCAGCCAGGAAGGCGAGUCUCCCAGGGAAAAGACCUCGGACACUGGACGUAUUUAUAUCCCCGGUCUGAUUCCUGGAACUCAGUACACCUACAGCGUUCAGCCCAUCUUCAACGGACGCAACCGUGGAAGCCCCAUAACCCGCAACGUUGUCACCUCCCUGUCUCCUCCCACUGACCUCAGAGUGGAGUCCAGCCGGGACACAGGAGAUCUCACUGUCCACUGGGUCGCCUCCAAAACACCAGGCAUCACAGGCUACAGAGUGACGAGCACGCCGACCAGCGGCCAGCGAGGAAACUCCCUGGAAGAGUUUGUCCGAGCUGAUCAAACCUCGUGCCUGCUGGAGAGCCUGAACCCCGGGGCAGAGUACAACAUCAGUGUCUUCUCUACCAAGGGUCAUUUGGAAAGUGUGCCCGUGUCCACUAUUGUCACACCAGAAAUCCCCACACCAAGUCACAUUGACUUUGUCGACAUUACUGACACCACCAUUGGCCUGCGCUGGAUCCCUCUGAACUACACUGCCAUUACUGCUUACCGGAUAACGGUAGUAGCAUCAGGCGAGAGCUUGCCAAUUUUUCAAGAUAUGGUGGAGGCAUCGGCCGGUUAUUACACGAUUCAUGGCUUGGAGCCGGGCGUGGACUAUGACAUCAGUAUCUCCACUGUAACAGAAGAGGGGAAAAGCAAGCCGACCACACACACAAAGCAAACACAAGCGGCCAUUCCAGCUCCCACCAACCUGCAGUUUGGAGGCGUGGGUCCUGACCAUAUUAGGGUGACAUGGACAGUCCCGCAUGUUGCCACGCCAAGCGACAUCUCUCGGUUUGUCAUCCGUUACCACCCUGUAGCUACAGAUGACGACAUCAAGGAGGUUAACGUUGGCGGAGCCACCAACACCUUCCUGCUGCAGAACCUGCUGCCCAACACUGAGUACCGCAUCAGUGUUGUGUGUGUCUACGGUGAACGAGAAAGUAAACCAGCCACAGGGACUCAGAGGACAACUCUGGACUCCCCCACUGGCUUGGACUUCUCUGACAUUCGCACCAACUCCUUCACCGUUCACUGGCUGGCUCCAACUUCUGCCAUCACUGGCUACCGCAUCCGCUACCAGAAGACGAGCGGCGGGCGGGCCAAGGAUGAGAGGCUGCCCCCAACCAGGAACUACUUCACUUUGACUGGACUGACGCCAGAGACGGAGUAUCUGAUAUAUGUGUAUGCUGUCAGCAACAAUCAGGAGAGUCAGCCUCUGACUGGCACUCAGGCCACCAUCUCUGAUGCUCCCACUGACUUGGAGGUGACAUCGUCCACCCCCACCAGCAUCACCAUUCGCUGGGACGCCCCCUCUGUCACAGUGAAGAACUACAGGAUCACUUAUGGAGGAACAAGUGGGGAGUCUCCUCAAGAGUUCACAAUCCCAGGCACCCAGACCACCGCCACCAUCACCGGUCUGAAGCCUGGUACUGACUACACCAUCACGGUCUACGCUGUUACCGGAAGAGGGGACAGCCCUGCCUCCAACACCCCGGUCUACAUCACGCACAAGACUGAUACCGAGCCCCCCACUGACAUGAAACUGACUGAUGUGAGUGACAACGCCAUCACGGUGCGCUGGUCUCCCGCUCAGGGACCAAUCAGAGGCUACAGAAUCACCAGUGUUCCCAAGAAUGGCCUGGGACCCUCCUACUCCGAGGUGGUGGCCCCUGAUCAGACAGAGAUGACGUUUACAGGUCUCAUGCCCACUGUUGAGUAUGUUGUGAGUGUCUAUGCCCUGGGCAAUGAUGGACAACCCUCUUCCCCCGUGGUGGAGAAUGCUAUAACUGCUAUGGACGGGCCCAAAGACUUGACCUUCUCUGACAUCGACUCCACCUCCAUGCGCAUCACAUGGGACAGUCCAGACGGCACUGUGACUUCAUACCGCAUCUUGUACUCCAGCUCAGAGGAGGGCGAGAGGGAGCUGCGUCCAGCACCCAGAGGUGACCAGGACAGUGUGGUGAUCAGAGGCCUUCGCCCCGGGACGGAAUACACCGUUAAAGUCAUUGCCCUGCACGACCGCACACCCAGCACACCGCUGGUGGGAACCCAGGCCACAGUAAUCCCUGCACCGACCAGCCUGUUGAUCUCAGAGGUCGGUCCCUCCACCUUCACUGUGUCAUGGCGAGCCCCCAUUGCGCGCCUGACAGGCUACCGCGUGGUCGUCAACCCCAAGAACAUCAACGGCCCCACCAAAGAGAUGAACGUUGCUCCGGACACCACACGUGUCGUCGUACCAGGGCUCAUGGUGGCAACUACAUAUCAGAUACAUGUCUACGCCCUGAAGAACUCUGUCACCAGCAGACCGCUGGAGGGAGAGACGACCACACUGGAGGACGUAAGUCCUCCUCGGCGUGUGCGUAUCUCUGACGUGAAGGACACCUCUUUCACACUGACCUGGCGCUCCAAGGUGGAAACCAUCACUGGUUACCUCAUUGACGCCGCGCCCGUCGGUGGCUCGCACCCCACCAUCAGCAGGACCAUCCCAGGACAAACAAACACCUACACCCUCACAGGUCUGCAGCCAGGCACCACAUACUCCGUCAGCCUGUACACUCUGAAUGGCAACACAAAGAGCGCACCAUUUACUCUCACGAUUCAAACAGCUGAACCAGUGGUCCAGGCCCCCACCAACCUUCAGUUCACAUCUUUCACCCCCACCUCCAUCUCCUUCACCUGGCAGCCACCAGCCACACACAUCACAGGAUACUACAUCACUUACGAGGAGUCAGGAGGAGCACCACGAGAGCUCAUCCCACGACCCCACGCCGGCCAAAACUAUGCCACCAUAUCUGGCCUGAGACCAGCCACUGAGUACAUCAUCAAGAUCAUCGCCAUCCAGAACACACAAAGGAGCACGCCUCUGGUGGGCAAAAUCAGGACUCAACCAGACUCCUUGCUUCCCCUGCCUCUGCCCCACCGCCCUGGAGGUGUUGGUGACAGGCUGGAUGUGCCUGAAACUGACUUGGACAACAGAGUCCAGGUAGUGGGCAACAAUGGCCAGGAUGGGAACAGUGGUCAGAGCCAGCAUGUGGAGUACACUGAGUACAACAACAAUGGAGACAACCGAUAUAGUGGCAGCCUACAGUCACCCUAUGGGCAAGUUCGUGAGCCCCUGGUCUUUUUGCCCCUUCCCGAUGCAGAGGGCCGCAGACUGCCCAUCCUGAAGCUGAACGUGCCCAUCGGCUCCACUUUGGGUAAUGAGACGGGAGUGCCACAGGAAGCCCAAACUCAGACCUCCAUCUCCUGGAAGCCAUACAGGCAGAGCAACGCCUACCUGGUGUCCUGCCAUCCUCUCACACACGUAAAUGAGAAGAUGUUCCAGGUCAGCCUGCCAGGCACAGCCACCACUGCCACCCUGAUAGGACUCACCCCCGGAGCAAACUAUAAUGUGAUCGUGGAGGCUCUGCUGGGGGCGCUCAAACACAAGAUUCUGGAGCAGGUCGUCACUGCUGGUAACACAAUCCCAGAGGGAGUGCCCUCCACAAAGGACCAAUGUUAUGAUGCCUUUACUGCGACCUACCAUGAUGUUGGUGGUGAAUGGGAGCGGAUGUCUGAGACAGGCUUUAAGCUGUGGUGCAGGUGCCUGGGCCUUGGCAGCGGCCACUUCAGAUGUGAUUCAUCCAAGUGGUGCCAUGACAAUGGCAACAACUAUCGCAUUGGAGAGAAGUGGGACCGACGUGCAGAAAAUGGUCACCUGAUGAGCUGCACUUGCUUGGGAAAUGGCAAAGGAGAGUUCAAGUGUGAACCACAUGAUUCAGUGUGCUACGACGAAGGCAAAGCUUACCAGGUGGGAAACCAGUGGCAGAAAGAGUACCUGGGCGCCAUCUGCACCUGCACAUGCUUUGGAGGACAGCAGGGCUGGCGCUGUGAGAACUGCCGCAGACCGGGUGCUGAUGUCGAUGCCAGUCUGCUGCAGCCUGUUAGAUACGGAGACAACACACUCCGCAAAUUGAAUAUUCAUUGCCCCAUUGAGUGCCUGCGACCCGACCUGCUGGCAGACGCACACGUUCCUCAAAAUCCUCGGGAGUAAAAGGAUCAGUCACCUGACAUCUGCUUUGCUCUCUCACCGUCCAAUUGCUGCACUGUUUCACCCUGUAGAAGCCAUGCUGUCUGCGACCUAACUAACUGCCUUAUCACUUUCUGACGUGUUUAGUUAAAGGUGUUACGUGUAAGGUGCCCUGCUGCCUGAUCAAAGUGAUCCUCUUCUAAAGCCAGUCUUUUCACUGUUGACUAUCAAGUCUCUAAAUUCUUGAUCUAUUGGAAAAUGCCAUUAACAUUUUUUCUUUUUUUUUUUGGUGUUAACAUUCCCUCUACAUAGUUCUGCGAGCUUCACCGGAAGACUUGUCACCAGUCAGAUUUCUAUACUUUAAAUAUUCAGAAACAAAUCAAAGAGCAGAAACUGUCAGACAGUAAGCACUGUGUUAAAGAAUGUCAAUGUAGUCAUUAACAAAUGUUUGUCCAUGAAAAUGUGCUUUUCUUCUCUGUAGGCCUUCUUGUUUCUGAGGGGUCGCACUGUGUGAUCGACACAUUCUGAACUCUGACUUUAUACUAAUUUAUCCCUUUAAUCUCAGCGUGUGAAUGUGUGAACUGGGAUGUGAGAAUUUGAACUGUUCUAUUUUUGUACUUUGUUGUCCGUGCCAAAGUUGUUUCUACCUUUGACAAAAAGAAAUCCCUUAUUUUAAUAAAGCUGGAGAGAUCCUGAAACCUGA
This is a messenger RNA of Chelmon rostratus (copperband butterflyfish), 8223 nucleotides long. It is a transcript of the gene fn1b, whose product is annotated as fibronectin 1b. Gene Ontology annotation, molecular function: integrin binding; proteoglycan binding. Gene Ontology annotation, biological process: heart development; cell-substrate junction assembly; nervous system development. Gene Ontology annotation, cellular component: extracellular region. The transcript is spliced from 46 exons. The coding region runs from base 159 to 7544 and encodes 2461 amino acids. The record is from RefSeq and is a predicted model, not a curated record. Lineage: Eukaryota; Metazoa; Chordata; Actinopteri; Chaetodontiformes; Chaetodontidae.